AUGGCAAAUAUCCAGAAUUUGAACCGUCCCAGGGACGCUUUUGAGCAGCUAGAUGACGAUGAAGGUUCUCGGCAGGGUUUCUGUCAUAUCCGUAUCCAGCAACGUACUGGACGAAAAACCAUCACGACUGUCCAAGGAAUCGCCCCCGAAUACGAUCUCAAGAAAAUUGUUCGUCACCUGAAGAAAGUGUAUAACUGUAACGGAACAAUCGUCGAGCACCCCGAAUAUGGAGAGGUUAUGCAGUUGACAGGAGACCAGCGCCAACAGAUCAAGGAAUUUUUGUGCAAAGUCGGAAUCGUGAAGGAAGAAAACUGCAAGGUCCACGGUUUC
Mesorhabditis spiculigera is the source of this 330-nucleotide messenger RNA. Lineage: Eukaryota; Metazoa; Nematoda; Chromadorea; Rhabditida; Rhabditidae. The record is from the annotation of a GenBank genome assembly.